Molecule: messenger RNA, 1185 nt
Organism: Trichomonas vaginalis G3
Lineage: Eukaryota; Parabasalia; Trichomonadida; Trichomonadidae
Product: regulation of choline O-acetyltransferase protein
Exons: 1
Coding region: 1-1185 (394 amino acids)
Biological process (GO): cell adhesion; proteolysis
Cellular component (GO): cytoplasm; membrane
Molecular function (GO): metalloendopeptidase activity
Source: RefSeq, a predicted model, not a curated record
AUGUUCUAUCCCGAUAAAUACAACUAUUGCUCAUUGACGAAAAAUGGAAAGAGAUUUAGUUUUUUGAUUGGACCAUAUUCACAUCUUUUUGCACGAAAAAAUUAUGGUAUUGAUGAAUUUGUUGGUGAUGACAAUACAUGUCCAUCUGGCAUUGAACAAUCCGGUUCAAUUCUUAAAAGCACUAAGUUCUUUACAGAUAUUCUGGCUUCUGCAUUCGUUCAAAAUCCUGGACUACAUUUUGAACGCAUAACUGAUGCUACAAUGGCACUGUUUCAAGAUACAGGACACUAUUUGUGCAAUUGGUCAAUGGCACAACCAUUAGUUUGGGGCAAUCCAGAAUCCCAAAUUGGAGGCAAACCAAUCAAAGACUUUGCACUUGGAUCUCCACAAUUAGUAUUUCCAAAACAAUAUCUAAAAGAAAAGACAAGUUAUGUAUUGAUGGAAUCGGAUCCAGAUUUUACGGGAUUUAAUUUUAAAUAUGGAGGAAUUGCAUUUGGAGAUAUUUCAACUCCAAGCAAUUGUGAUGGUGAAUGGGCGGAAUAUUGCAAAGGUAAAGAUUAUUACAAUCCGUUGAAUAAAAAGUUUAUCUCAAAAUACGCAGUAUUUGAGUACAAUUUAUUCAGAUUUCCUUGGUCUUCAUGUGAAAAUGGUAUGGCAAUGUAUCCAGGCGAUGGAAUUUGUAGGAAAUAUAUCUGCGAUAGAUAUGAUAGUUUCACAUUGAUAACACCAAAUCUCAAAGAUGCUAAUGGAAAUCAAACUAAUAUUACAUGCACAAAAGAUGAUCCAAACAAAAACAUAACAGUUCUAGCCUCGUCCUAUUCAGAUGCUGUUAGAAAUAUCACAUGUGUUCAUCCAGAAUUGUUUUGUAGAACAGUUAAAUUGCAUGAAAUGCAUUUUGUAAGAGAUCCAUUCGAUCCAGAUAUAAGUGUUACACAACUCGAUGAUCCAUAUGGUGAAUCAAGUACUAAAACAGAUGCAAACACAAAUACAACAUCAGAUUCUGAAUCAGAUUCUAAAUCUAAAUCUAACAACAAAAUCAAGAUCAUUGUUCCAUGUGUUGUUUGCGGCGUUAUUGUUAUUGCUAUUAUUGUCAUUGUUAUUAUUUUUAUCAUCAAGAAACGAAAGUCAAAUACAGAUAUCAGUGAAGAUGAAAGUAUCAACAACCUCAAAGAUGAUGAAGUUUAA